AUGAUAGAAAGAGAUGCUGGCACUGGAUUACGUCUACAGACGGAGCUGCAGCGGCUGCGGGAGGAGCAGCAGCAGCUGCAGCAGCAGCUGCAGCAGCUGAACCCGAACUUUAAAGUGCAGCAGAAGCUGAGGGAGAUGGAGGCGCAGCUGCAGCAGCAGGAGGAGCUGCAGCAGCAGCAGCGGCAGGCAGCAGCAGCAGCAGAAGCUAAACUCAAGCAGCUACGAAUUCAGAGACGAGAUGCCUUCAUGAAGUGCUUCGUUCACUGUCAAAAUGUUUUAAGUCUCAUCUUUGCUCAUUUAUCGGCAGGAGGACCCAUGCAAGACCAGCAGCAGCAGCAGCAGCAGCAGCAGCAACAGCAGCAGCAGCAGCAGCAGGACGGGGCGACAUCGGAUAUGCUCAUGCUGGAAGACAAUCUGCAGGAGCCCUGGCAGCAACAGCAACAGCAGCAGCAGCAGCAGCAGCAGCAGCAGUUUGAUGCAGGGGGGGCUCAGGCGUUUCUUGACUUGGAGAGUUCAGCCGCCUUUGCGAGAGAAGAAGAGCCUUUUAAUUGCGGGGUGUCUUUAAUUUGUAAAUUUCCUACAAAACGCUUUAUGCAUUUCUCUCAACUCAGCGGCGGAGAGCAGCACGUCGCGGGUUUGUCUCUGGCUUUGGCGUUGUCUUCAUUCAAUUCUAAGGUGCCUUUUCUGCUGUUGGACGAGAUUGACGCUCAUUUAGACAAAACGCGUUUGAGUCGUUUGGCUGCACUUUUGAGAGAAAUUUCGGGGGGUAGCAAAAUCCAGUGUAUGUUCAUCACCCACAAAGAAAGGCUAUUUACAGCUGCAGAUUUAUUAAUAGGAGUUGUAGAAGACUCUCUGCUUCCCUCGUCUUCUCGUUGCUUUUUCUUUGAUGUUCGCCCGUACAGACACCGCGAGCCCCCUUGUGCAGCAAAUUAA
This is a messenger RNA of Eimeria acervulina, 933 nucleotides long. RefSeq names its product chromosome segregation protein smc1, putative. Gene Ontology annotation, molecular function: DNA binding. The record is from RefSeq and is a predicted model, not a curated record. The transcript has 4 exons. Bases 1 to 933 code for a protein of 310 amino acids. Gene Ontology annotation, biological process: sister chromatid cohesion. NCBI's taxonomy places the organism in Eukaryota, Apicomplexa, Conoidasida, Eucoccidiorida, Eimeriidae. Gene Ontology annotation, cellular component: cohesin complex; nucleus.